Mytilinidion resinicola is the source of this 1341-nucleotide messenger RNA. RefSeq lists its product as uncharacterized. The record is from RefSeq and is a predicted model, not a curated record. NCBI's taxonomy places the organism in Eukaryota, Fungi, Ascomycota, Dothideomycetes, Mytilinidiales, Mytilinidiaceae. The transcript has 2 exons. Bases 1 to 1341 code for a protein of 446 amino acids.
AUGGCGGAAAAGGAACCGUUUGUAACUGUUGUGCUCGACUGCUGCUACUCUGGAAGUAUCAUCCGCCACGGCGUUACCGAACGUCGAGGCGUUCGGGGUGUGAAGUAUGAUGCUGCGAUUGACGCGGCUUACCCCUUGGAUCUUUCCCUUGCACGUCGGCCAACACGAGAUAUCCGCCAGCUCCAAGGAUGGCUCAUUAAUCCGAGAAAUGACACUAUUCUUGCCGCCUGUGGGCCUCAUGAAACGUCCCAAGAGCUACUAGUAGCGCACGAAUACCGAAGCGGUCCUUUAUCUCCCUUCUUGCUAAGGGCAUUGAAGGUUUCCGAUGGCUUUUUAACAAUUCAAUCGUUAUACGACCAUCUCCGACUCAAAUUUCACGUUCGCCGGCCCGAGCAGAACCCCAUGUGUUACGGCCGGAAGGACGUCUCGUUCUUCGGAGUUUUGAUACCAGGUGCAGAAAGAAAGCAUAUUUCGGCAUUGAGAGUGGGAGACAAGAUCAUCCUGGAUGCAGGAUCUGCUCAUGGAAUAUGCACAGGAGACGAGUUCGCGAUGUUCCCUCUCGGUCCAGAGACCGACAACGCUUCGGGUGUCGAUUACGAGUUUGAGGUCGCAGUGAACGAGAAUGACGAAUACCAUAUUCUUGAUAGGCGCGGAGUUGCUAUCCGCAGCUUACCUGCAGUUACCAGCACUGACGCAUCUCACAUCAGUAAGAUGGCGACCAUACUAGAACAUCUCGCAACCUUUAAAUAUGUCGAAGGAAUCGAAAACCAGACUCCAGAUCGGACGUUCGAGCAAUCUUUCACAUGUUAUCUCGAGGACAGCUCGAACAAUCGAGUCGACUCUGGGCAGACAUUAUCUGUCAGGCACGAUGAACCAUUCACCCUGACCGUCAUCAAUCAUGGGAGCGACCCGACUUACUUGACACUCUUUGACAUGGGUCCUUUAUGGCAAAUCGAAGAUAUACUGACCGGUGGUGGGGAGAUAUUCAAGGUGGUAGCUCCUGGGCAAGCUACAGCCCAUGGCACUGACCACACGGGCCGGCUGGAUAUCCCGCUGGGUUUCGAGAUUCCUGAGGAGCUGACUAUGAUGGGGUACCAUGAUUGCGAGGACGCUGUCAAAGUCUUUGUCACUAGUAGAGCAAGCUCCUUUGUUGCGUUGGAGUCAUCGAAACUGCCUAAUUCCGCGACGGAUCUCACUGGACGCUCGCGCGGGAGGAACGAUUACCAUGAACUGUCGGAUUUCCUCUCUAGUUUGGCCACGCCAAAUCGCCGACCCAAUGCGGAACUGCCCGACGAGAAAUGGAUAACGACAACAUUUUUCGUGCGGACUGUAAAGGAAUAG